Messenger RNA from Rhipicephalus sanguineus (brown dog tick), 1738 nucleotides. RefSeq names its product triple QxxK/R motif-containing protein. The coding region runs from base 255 to 524 and encodes 89 amino acids. Gene Ontology annotation, cellular component: endoplasmic reticulum membrane. The transcript is spliced from 4 exons. The record is from RefSeq and is a predicted model, not a curated record. Lineage: Eukaryota; Metazoa; Arthropoda; Arachnida; Ixodida; Ixodidae.
UCCGAACAGGUGCGCGGGGAUUUGCUAAUUUGAUUUUAUUUAUGUCAUCGCUCAAGUCCACAAGGGUUUGUUCGCCUCGUUGCGAAUUGCUGGGCGCGUAGAUAUUCCUCGCGAAAACCUGUGGCCGCUUUUUUCGGGUCAUACGUGUCCGGAGAGUGUGCGGUUCCUACGUGGAGUAAACUGACGCGGCAACGGCCGGGAGAAGAUAACGACUUCUUCAACCUUCGAUACUGCUUGAGAGGCCAUCUGCAGGUAUGGGAAGGGCAAGAAAAGACUCCUUCAAUCAGCCACCCGUUGAUACGUACCGCAAGAAAAUAGGGAAGCAUGAGAACAAGAAGUCCAAGUCUGAUAUCAAGGAGUCAAAGAAGCGUGUGCAAAGCAAGAACGUCAAGUCCAAGACAUACAAGGAAAUCGCCGCCAUCCUGGGCUUCCUGAUUGCUGUGCUGUUUGGAGGAUACACGCUGUCAUAUGUUUUGCUCACUGGAAGCAUUCCGUCUGUGUGGGCCUCAGUGAUGAAAAACUGAUGGGGAAUUUCGACCCUCCUUCGUGCGCCACCCGAUUAUGGUGCCAAAAAUAUCUCGAUUUUAUUUUUUCUUUGCUUCCGAGCAUUACAGAACUGUAGUGCCAUACCUACCUUUCUCUUUUGGGCAUUUAUAUAUGUGAUUAUUGUUUGCAUCUGAAUUUGAUGUGAUGUACCUGACUGUGUAUGACUGUACACCUAUUCUAACGUAUCAGGGGGCAGUACCUUUACAAUGUAUAUUGCUCAAAGCGUAUACGUUAUUGACAAAGUCCCAGUGGCUGCUAUAUUUUCAUGUCACAGUUAAGCAAUAUUCAUUUUUUUAUUGUCGCUUUUAAUUGGGGAUAUGGACUUGCUGUUUACAAUUGAUGUGGGGUGUUUGCCACCCAGAAAAAACUUGAGUGAGGUUUCGUGCGAGAAGGUUGUUACUGUAAACCUGAUGUCUCUGUGUGUAGUGUAACUACUGCCAUUCACCAGUGUUAUCUGAUCAGCGCUGUAUGUGACAUUCACAAAAUGGAAUGUAAAAAAAAACGUUCUAUUUUACGCUCACCGGUGUUAGAUGCUCUUCAGUGUAAUUUGCAGUCCUUAGUUUUUUAUAAGGUGCAUGUUUGCCGGUAAUUACUAUACAUGCGAAUUUCAAAGAAUCCGGUGUCGUCGAGCUUAUGUAUAGCACGCCGAGUCUUCAGAGUUCUCCUCUUCCUUCUGCGAAGUGUAGUAAGCUUCAGUGAACUGUUAUUUUGUGCCUUGGUGUCACAAUUACUUCAACGACAGGGUCGUCUCCUACUCGAGUCAUUUCCUUUUUAUAUAAGACAGUUUUAUUGUGUUUCUGUUGAGAUUAUAUUGCUGUUUUUCUUUUUGUUUAUAAAACCGCCUAUUCAGGUCAAAAAUUCUUCGUGCAAUUUUACUGUCUGGUAGCGUUUCUCCUCCGUUAGAGGGCACAGCAAUAGAGUCCCAGUUUUUAAAAAUGUGCUUGUUGGUGUUCGUUCUUUAAAAAAGCAAUACACCCUGCACUUGUGAUGCUUAAUGUAAGUGUAUUUUUGGGCUUUUUUUUCCUCUCUCUUAUCUUGUACUGCGAAAAGACCUGGAGCUUUCUAGCUACAGUGUCAAACAUGUGCAUGCCUUACUUUUGUUCAUUCCAAAGCCUUCAGGCUUUCCUUUUCUGUACUCCUGUCUCCCGAAUAAGGCUUCCACGAGUGUGAUGUAUCAGCACAGUGGCUCCCC